Messenger RNA from Aureobasidium namibiae CBS 147.97, 366 nucleotides. RefSeq lists its product as uncharacterized. Lineage: Eukaryota; Fungi; Ascomycota; Dothideomycetes; Dothideales; Saccotheciaceae. The record is from RefSeq and is a predicted model, not a curated record. Bases 1 to 366 code for a protein of 121 amino acids. The transcript is spliced from 3 exons.
AUGUCGACUACCAAGCCAUUGGGACCUUUCAAGCUCGUCACGGUCAACACAGCACCCGAGCGUGCCUACAGGUUGAUUGGCCGCGUUGUCGAGAACGUCAAGGACAAGUACACCAUCAUCCACGCUGGAAACGCAGACAACCAGGAACAAGUCCGCGAAGUCGUUAGCAGAGAACAACCAGACGUUUUGUUCACCGCAUCCAUGUGGACACCAGAAGAGGCCAAGAGCAUCCACGCCGAAGCCAAAGAAAUCAUGGGCCCACAACUGAAGACUUUCGCGCUGCCUCAGGGUCUCCAGGUGUCGAGAGGACCGGACGCUGUGGUCGAGUUUAUCGAGGAGAACCUGCCCGCUCUGCUCGAGGGUUAG